This is a messenger RNA of Xiphophorus hellerii (green swordtail), 558 nucleotides long. It is a transcript of the gene msc, whose product is annotated as musculin (activated B-cell factor-1). The record is from RefSeq and is a predicted model, not a curated record. The transcript has a single exon. Gene Ontology annotation, molecular function: DNA-binding transcription factor activity, RNA polymerase II-specific; RNA polymerase II transcription regulatory region sequence-specific DNA binding; protein dimerization activity. Gene Ontology annotation, biological process: regulation of transcription by RNA polymerase II; skeletal muscle tissue development. The coding region runs from base 112 to 558 and encodes 148 amino acids. NCBI's taxonomy places the organism in Eukaryota, Metazoa, Chordata, Actinopteri, Cyprinodontiformes, Poeciliidae.
UACAUCAUUAACACGUGGAUUUUUAAACUUAUAAGGAUCCAAUCAGACUUUUUUUUUCAUCUUUAAGAAAACGAAACUCUGCUGCACUUUUAAAGCCAAAACGGAAAAGCCAUGUCAACAGGCUCGACUCCAAGUGAUCCUGAGGACGACGAGAUAUUCCACGGAAGUGUCUCUGCAAACAUGAGGAACAUUACCCACCUCAGUACCAGGCGGUAUUUGGACAAAGAUCUGGAAGAUGAGGGUGUGGAGAGGAGGAUCCAGCAGGACCACAGCAGGCUCUCCAAGGCACACCAGAAGGAGUCGAGGCAGUCUCAGAGGAAUGCUGCCAACGCUAGGGAGAGGGCGAGGAUGAGAGUGCUAAGCAAAGCUUUCUCCAGACUGAAAACGAGCCUACCCUGGGUUCCCGCAGACACCAAAUUGUCAAAACUGGACACGCUGCGUCUCGCAUCCAGCUACAUCUGUCACCUCAGACAGAUCCUGCAGGAGGACCGGCUGGAGGACAGCUUUGCACAUCCAGUCAGUCUGGUACGAAACUUCUCCAACAGCCAUUAUUGGUAA